Molecule: messenger RNA, 2037 nt
Organism: Suncus etruscus (white-toothed pygmy shrew)
Lineage: Eukaryota; Metazoa; Chordata; Mammalia; Eulipotyphla; Soricidae
Gene: UXS1
Product: UDP-glucuronate decarboxylase 1
Exons: 15
Coding region: 104-1381 (425 amino acids)
Biological process (GO): D-xylose metabolic process
Cellular component (GO): cytoplasm
Molecular function (GO): NAD+ binding; UDP-glucuronate decarboxylase activity
Source: RefSeq, a predicted model, not a curated record
GUGCAGAAGGAGCAGCAGCAGUAGCAGGCGAGCAAGCUAGCGAGCGAGCAGGCGGGCCGCCCGCGCUGCCAAGGGCCCUGGACCCCGCGUGUGGCGCCUGGGGAUGGUCAGCAAGGCGCUACUGCGCCUCGUCUCCGCCGUCAACCGCCGAAGGAUGAAGCUGCUGCUGGGUAUCGCGCUGCUCGCCUACGUCGCCUCUGUUUGGGGCAACAUCGUUAACAUGAGUUUUCUGCUCAACAGGUCUCUCCAGGAAAACGGUGAAAUAAAAAUCGAAAGCAAGAUUGAAGAGAUAGUUGAGCCUCUAAGAGAGAAAAUUCGAGAUUUGGAAAAAAGUUUCACCCAGAAAUACCCGCCAGUCAAAUUUUUAUCAGAAAAGGAUCGAAAAAGAAUUUUGAUAACUGGAGGAGCAGGAUUUGUGGGUUCCCAUCUCACAGACAAACUCAUGAUGGAUGGCCAUGAGGUGACUGUGGUGGACAACUUCUUCACAGGCAGGAAGAGAAACGUGGAACACUGGAUUGGCCACGAAAACUUUGAGCUAAUCAAUCAUGAUGUGGUCGAGCCCCUUUAUAUUGAAGUUGACCAGAUAUAUCACCUGGCGUCUCCAGCCUCCCCUCCGAACUAUAUGUACAACCCUAUCAAGACGCUGAAGACCAACACUAUUGGGACAUUAAAUAUGCUGGGGCUAGCCAAACGUGUUGGAGCCCGUCUGCUCCUGGCUUCCACCUCGGAGGUAUAUGGAGAUCCUGAAGUCCACCCACAAAGUGAGGAUUACUGGGGACAUGUGAAUCCCAUUGGACCCCGUGCCUGCUAUGACGAAGGCAAACGUGUUGCAGAGACCAUGUGCUAUGCCUAUAUGAAGCAGGAAGGCGUGGAGGUACGUGUGGCCCGGAUCUUCAACACCUUCGGACCCCGCAUGCACAUGAACGAUGGGCGAGUCGUCAGCAACUUCAUUCUGCAGGCACUGCAGGGGGAGCCGCUCACAGUGUAUGGAUCCGGGUCCCAGACGAGAGCUUUCCAGUAUGUCAGUGACCUUGUCAAUGGCCUAGUGAUGCUCAUGAACAGUAAUGUCAGCAGCCCGGUCAAUCUGGGGAAUCCAGAAGAGCACACAAUCCUCGAGUUUGCUCAGUUGAUUAAAAGCCUUGUUGGGAGUGCAAGUGAGAUUCAGUUUCUCUCGGAAGCCCAGGAUGAUCCCCAGAAGAGGAAACCAGACAUUAAAAAGGCAAAGCUAAUGCUGGGUUGGGAGCCUGUGGUCCCACUGGAAGAAGGUUUAAACAAAGCAAUUCACUACUUCCGUAAGGAACUUGAAUACCAGGCAAAUAACCAAUAUAUCCCCAAACCAAAGCCCGCAAGAAUAAAGAAAGGACGGACACGCCACAGCUGAGAACCUCCCUUCCAGGAUGGGAGACACCUGGUUCACACUUGAUGAGAUGUAUUUUUUUUAUCCUUUUCAGGUUUUUUUUGUUGUUUUGUUUUGUUUUGUUUUUUUUAAAAAAAGACUUUACAAGGUGUCAUGAAGAACAAACUGGAAUUUUAUUCUGAAGCUUGCUUUAAAGAAAUGGAUGUGCCUAAACUCCCCCUCGAAAAACUGCAAAUUUUGCCUUGCACUUUUUAAAUCUGUCUUUUUAUGUAAAAUAUCGUAGAUGUAUCUGCGUCUUUGGAGUUUUUUAUCUUGCUGUGAGAGCUGAUGUGACUGUCGUCGACAGUUUUAUUUACUGGUUUCUUUGUGAAGCUGAAAAGGAACAUAAAUGGGAUAAAAAUGCCGAUUUUAUUUAUAAAAGUGGGUACUUAUGAGACAUUAUUCUACGCAUAAAGGACAAUAAAAAACCACAUAAAUCACAAGAUUUAGCAGUAACGUCAAGUGGGUUGCAUCACCAACAUUUAUUCUGUGGGCUGCUGAAAGAGUUCUGCUUGAGAGCUUUUAUGUUUCUUUUAAUUCAGAAUUUUUCCAGGUCUAGUUUUUAGUUACCAACUUGACUUUGAAAUACUUCCAUUGUCACUUCCAUUGAAAUACUUCCAUUGAAAUCACUACUGUGUUGU